Molecule: messenger RNA, 375 nt
Organism: Aspergillus puulaauensis
Lineage: Eukaryota; Fungi; Ascomycota; Eurotiomycetes; Eurotiales; Aspergillaceae
Exons: 1
Coding region: 1-375 (124 amino acids)
Source: RefSeq, a predicted model, not a curated record
AUGACUGGACCAGCCUUGGCAGAGACAAAGACCCUGGAUCCAAUGCUGUUGGAGAAUAAAGAGGGGAGGAUGAGGGGAAGAAGAGAGAGCGAGGGCAAGCCCGAAGAGAAAGGAAAAGGACACGCAGUGAAGAAGCGGAGAGAACGUCGGAGUGCAGGUGGGCGCCGUGGUCUGAUCCUCGCCUUAAGUGGUCCCCAUAAGACGACUCGGAAGACGGAAAGUGGAAGUGAACGUGAUGGGGGGCAGAAAGUGGUGACUGAGGCAGCAACGGCACCAACCGCGCCAGAAAAAAAAGUCCCAAUUGCUCCGAGGCCGGGCGGGGGCUGGAUGUCAGGCCGUGGCCGUGGGCGAGAGUGCGUGUGCCUGUGCUUGUGA